CCUAUUAGUCUAUUCAACGAACUACUAUUGGUUCCGAGAAUAGCGCAUAUAUUCAUUUUCAAUAAGGAAAUGUUGAGACUAUGGACUUGACAGUAACUUGCUUGCUUUACCUUUUAGUGAAACAAUGAAAACGAGUCAAUUAACGGAAGACCAGUCUGAUUGUUCCAAUAUUGUUGCAUUAGGAUUUUCGAUUAAAUUGUUAACUGCACUUCAUUCUGAAAUUUAAUAUAGUUUAUAUCCGCCAUGUCUGAUUUUGAACUUUUUGAAAGACUAACAGAGAGUAAGUCUCUCUAUGAUUACUGCAUAGAGAAAACCACCAAACUGUUGGCAAGAGGAGUGUGGAGGAAGAACUCUGAAAAUCCGUUUUUAUGCUUUGCUCCCAAUAUUAUCGAAGAUUUGAUAGCUGCUGCAUCUGCCCCACAUUGUGCUGCUAAGCUAUCUGAUCUGAAACUUCUUCUACAAACUGGCAGAUUUCAAGAACUGGAAUUGUCUGAAUUUGUCAUGGAUGAAAAUCGGGACUUGUUUCCAUUUUAUUUAUCUGAAGGUGUCUGCAAGAAUUUAAAAGUGCUUAAAAUAUUACAAUCCUUGAAACGUGUUGACAUCGAAGUCAUUCUUAAAUACUGUAUCAACUUGGAAGAGUUUCAUUCCAGCAUGCUUGUCGGUUUCGGUGCCUUCAAAAAUUGUCAUAAACUUCGGAUUUGGAAGGUACACCUUUCAAACAACGAUCCAUAUUUUCUCGCCUACGAUACUCCGGAUUUCCCGGAAUCGCUAAAAAAUUUAGAAAUAUUUUCAGUCUGUAAUGAAUAUCCUUGUUUCUUGCUCUACAGAAAAAUAGCUGAAGUUUUGGAGAAUUGUCCAAAGUUAACAUCUGUUGGCAUGGGCGAUUCUUCUGUGGCAUUGAAAUAUCUCAAAGAACCAGAAAGCAAAGUUUUCAAUUUCAAGGAAUGUCACUGGGGAUAUAACUCCGAAAUUGUGUCUGAAAAUAUAAAUUCAGACCCUCUUGUUCUUUUAAGAAACGCUGUAAUUUCCUUUCCUCUUGUUGAACAGCUAAAUUUGGUUGUAAGUGAUGAUUAUAAUCUACGAUGCUUGACUAAUCUGAAACACUUAAACUGCCUGAAUAUUAAAUACACCGGUUAUAAGGAAGAAUUCUUGUCACAUCUCUAUUCCCUGCUUAGUGGAAUCGGGCAUCAACUAAGGCACUUGUCUGUGAAGGCUACCAGCUAUCAUGUGCGAGUAGAAGAUAUCUUACUCUACUGUCCUAAUUUGGAAACUUUACAGCUUGAUGCAUUUUUAUCCAAACCUAGAAAUUUAAACUGCGGUCAACAUCGACUUAAAACUUUACAUCUUACCAAAUGUAAUAAAAAGGGUUUAAUGCUUUUGUUAUUUAACUGCAAAGAUUUGGAAGAUAUCUUUAUUCAUAAUGCCAGUUGCUUAAAAGAUGAUCUCCUUGAAUUAAUUUUAGAUGUAAACCCCCUAUCAAACCUGAAAAUGAUUUCAUUGGAAGAUUGCACUCUUACAGAAGAUGGAUUGCGAAGGCUCUUUCAGUCUGCAAAGUCUUUACAGCUAAUGCAAUUUUGUUGUGGAGCUUUUUCACCAAGAUUCGAUUACAAUGAAUUUGUUCCGAACCUUACUAACGAAUUUAAUCUCAAGAUUAUGAACUAUUCAUGUGAAGACUAAGAAGAAGAGGCAGAAUUCUUUCGACGCAAGUUUGUUUGAUUCCUUUUUUAAUUCGUUGUUAGUUAAGACAUUUUCAGUUACUGUCCUGAUUUGAAAACAUUGUGGAUUGAAUGCAACCUUGGAAAUUAUGUGCAAAUUUUGAGAUUUUGAACGGCGUAUUGCGACUUAAUUUCACCUACCUCUACUAAUUUUAGGAUUGUGAAAUAUUCAUAUGAAGCCUUAGAAGACGAGGCAGAAUUCUUUCGUCGCAAAUUUGCUCGAUGCACUUUUUUUUUAAUUCUUUGUUAAUUAAGUCAUUAAGACUAUUCUGAUUCGAAAACCUUGUGGAUUGAGUGCACCCUUGGAAAUUGUAUGCAACCGUGAGAGAUUUUCACCAGCAUAUUGCGAGUUAUUUUUACCUACCAGUUGUACUAAUAUUCAAGUUUUUAAAUAUUAUUAUUGUGCAACAGCAAACAAGCUAUUUUGAAGGAGAAUGACUUCAAAUUUCAGGUUUCACCAAACCAGAAAAUAGUGGACUACAACUGCUAUUCCAUAUCACAUUCAUAUUCUUGAUUUAUUAAUUUCAUUAAACUAUUGCACUCCAUGAAAGGGUGGAGUACAAAAGUCUGAUGGAUUCAGUCAGCGAUGUCAAUGCAUUUUACAUGGUUAACCCAUCAAGAAUCGAUUGCAAUUAAUUUUUUUUUAUCUCAUUAAUGAAUUGAAUCUCAAAAGCGCUGUAAGAAAGGCGGGGAGGGGAAGACUCUUUCGCCUCGUGUUUAGUUGUGUAGCUUUUACUUUAAUUCUUGCUUGCUAAUAUUCUUUUUGUGUAUUCAUGUUGUUUGGUGUAAAAAUAUAAUAAAACAUAUAAAAUAAAUGUCCAUUGUGUUUGAAAUAAUAUAUAUAUGUAUGCAUAUGUGUAUUUUGAUAAAAUUAGAUUUUUUCUGUAUUGUAAUAUUAGAGAGUUGAAUACUAAAUAAUAUGUUUAUAGGUGCUAGAUGUAUAAAUGAUCGAAUUCUUCAUAAUUUAUAGAGUGUGUGAUGGUCAUAUUUUGCUUAACGCGUUCAUUAAUUCCCUCUAUUAUCCUUCAUUUUUGGAAGAUUGUUUUGACAGAUUUAGA
This is a messenger RNA of Argiope bruennichi, 2773 nucleotides long. RefSeq lists its product as uncharacterized. The transcript has 2 exons. The record is from RefSeq and is a predicted model, not a curated record. Bases 244 to 1677 code for a protein of 477 amino acids. NCBI's taxonomy places the organism in Eukaryota, Metazoa, Arthropoda, Arachnida, Araneae, Araneidae.